AUGAAGCGGUGGUGGCGGACCGGUGCGACCUUGUUGGUCGGAGCAGGACUCGGAGCUUCGGUGAGCGGCCUGCUUGGUGGCAGAGGUGGAGUGGAGGAGGUGGAAGAAAAGAGUUUGCUGAGCAGAAUCCCGGUCCUCCCGGUACCGAGUGUGCAGGCGUCCGAGUUAACGGUGAGUGCGUGUGCGUGUCUCCACUCAAACAACUAUUCAAUGAUAUCCCGAAAUUUUUUAUGAAGUCAUUUCUUAAAAGUUUUGAAAACAGACCCGAAAGAAAUGAACAGUGUUAUGGAGCUGUUACAAUAUUUCUCUAUGUGCGUGCAUACACAUGCAUGAAGGUGUUAGUGCACGAGAUAAACAUCGCAUUCACUUGCUCAUGGACAAACAGCGACACGAGAGGUCAGGUAGACCACACAGAGCUUAAAGCCUCUCCAAAUCCUUUAAACUGGCACCAGAGUAUCCCUGAGGUGUGUUUCACUGUGCAAUAAAACUCAGGGCUCUCAAGUCUCACGCAUGUGGCGUGUGAGACACGCAUUCCCACACGCCACACAUCGUAUUUCUCACGCACGUCCACCAAGUUGCACCUCUUUAACAACUAAACAGGUAGGAAUCAAGCGAGUUCCCCGAAGCCAAUCAAAUAAAGUUUAUCUACCAAACAGCCAAUCAAAAAGUAGCAUUGCUGUAUCCGGGUAGAUGUUUAAGACAAACACUCGCCAAAAUGAAGCAGGUUUCAUAAGCACGAAAAAGACCACAUGAUUACAGUAAGUCAGUAACCCACACUUACAGAGGCCUCAACACCUCAUGGCAUAUAGACUCUUAUGAUAAAACUGUAGCUCUAUGCUAUUGCUAUUAACAGCUGCAUUGACGGAUUUAGCCUCUGUACAGACAUUUCCCUCAAAGUCCACCUGUUUUUUUCUGUGGAAAAGCAGCAUUUCUCAUAUAUUCUUUUUAAAGUGCUGAUACUCAUGACAAUGUAAUGCUCAUGUGCCAAAGGAUUAAGUAUCUCCAUGUUUGUGAAACCUAUACUGAAGUACAAUUCAUCUAAAUGCUCCACAGCCCUUAUUUUAACAACUCUCCUCCACAACAGGUAACUUUACUAAUUUAUGCUGAUAAAUAAUGACUUAAUUAUCGUAAGUAAUGACUUUAAUCUUUAAGUCUUAACAUUUAUUAGAUUAUUAAACUAACACAUUAUUUUCAAUCACUCUUCACCCUUACCCCCCCACAAAAAAAAAAAAAACUCACUCCAAGCUUAGUUCAAAACUUCAGAGCCUUGAAAAUUAGAGGACCACAAUUUCUUUAAACAAAAACAAUAUGUUAUGUAUUAUUUUGUAAGAGACUGAAUAUGGGUGCUGUUGUCCAGGUGAGUCCAGGUGGGCCAGGAGUAGUCAUGAAGUAUGGCUUCCCCUCCUUGGCAAACAUCAAGACCAGAGAGUCCUACGUGACCUCAUAUGAUCCCCGCACACGCACUGCUUCGUGGGUUAUAGAGAGACUCAACCCUGCUACCGUGAGUGGCCCCUCGGACAGAAAGCACUGCGAGUUCAAGGAGGAUGAAAGGUGAAUCUUUGGAGAGUAAGCAUCACUGAGUGUUGAGGACUGGUCAUGUCCUCUAUCUGUUGAUGUUUCAUUAAGUAGUCACGUUUUCUUGCUCUUCUUUCUCCCUGCAGUGUCCACGUGUUUCACAGGGCCACAAAUGCUGACUACAAGGGGAGUGGCUUUGACAGAGGUCACCUGGCUGCUGCCGCCAAUCACAAAUGGAAUCAGAAAGCCAUGGAAGAUACCUUCUACCUGAGCAACAUAGCACCACAGGUAGACACAGUGGGAGGGAAUUUAUCUAAGUGGAUUUUAGUUACUAACAGCACCAAAAACUGCUCAUCAUAUAAUGCUAUCUGCUUCAUCUAGAGGUGUCAUGUAUUAUUUAGAUCUCUUACUGAAAAAGCGCUCAUUAGAACCAGAGUAAAGCUUUCUGUAUGAUUUGUGUUGUGCAUUUUAAGAAUCCUCACCUGAACCAGAAGGCCUGGAACCAUUUGGAGAAAACAUGCCGCUCUCUGACAAAAAAUUACCUCAAUGUCUAUGUCUGCACGGGACCACUGUACCUGCCCAGGUAACACCUGAGCUUCUUCUUUGAUCUUGAAAUAUUGUGAGGGUGGGUACAGUAUGAUGCCACAACAUGUGUGUGUGUUUCAGGCCAGAGGCUGAUGGGAAGCUUUAUGUUCGAUAUCAGGUUAUAGGAAAUAACCAUGUCGCUGUGCCAACACACUUCUUCAAGGUAAACCCAUCUCUCUGUAGCUGCUACUGCUGUUUUCGCAACACUAUUUUCUGAGGAUUCACUUCGCUCUGUUCCUCCACAGAUACUGAUCCUGGAGCAGGCUAACGGCAGGGGCGUGGAGCUUCGGUCUUACGUUUUUCCAAAUGAACCUGUGGAUGAGGCAAUUCCGCUGGAGCGCUUUCUGGUUCCUAUUGAAACUAUCGAGAGAGCAUCAGGACUUCUGUUUGUCCCAAACAUUAUGAAGAGGACCAGCACUUUACAGGCGAUUGCUAGCAGAUGA
Messenger RNA from Xyrichtys novacula (pearly razorfish), 2543 nucleotides. NCBI's taxonomy places the organism in Eukaryota, Metazoa, Chordata, Actinopteri, Labriformes, Labridae. The record is from the annotation of a GenBank genome assembly.